UGGACCUCGUCGACGGCUUUGUUCCCUCCGUUUGGCAGCGGCAUUUGGUCUCCACCACAGUGGUCGUCUUCUUCGGGAGAAGGAGAGGGACUUGUCCACCGGACAGAGAUGCUUGUUCUUCGUGAGGAGAAUGAGCUUCUCCGGGCAGAGCGGGACAUCGCUCUUCAGAAGAUCCAACAGCUCACUGCUAUGCUUGCGAAUUGUGUUGUAACCCCGGCUCAAAUUGCCCCGACACGUUCCCAAUUCAACUCACUUGAUCUGCUGCUUCCGCCUUACCACCAGAACGAAGACCCUCGCCAGAGCGCCACCCUUCCUCCGCAUCUCUACCAAACCUCAAACCCCUUCCCUUCCACCGCGAUUCUGGACCCUCUGACGGCCGUCGAUCUCAUUCUCAAGGGCAAGGUUGACUACGUUCGGAUGAACAAGCGCAGUGACUUUGAAGUAGUCAACAGCCUAGUAUCGACCAUUUCCCAAGAGCAGUUUAAUCUGAACAUGCCGCCUAAAGGUCUCAAGGAAGCAACGAUAACGCUGGGAAAAUUCCUUGGACAGCCCAAGUCUCCCCUCUAUACGCAGUAUAUGGUCAAAAUUAUCACCGAGGCAGCAAAGUCUUUGUGUCUAACCUCAAACGGCAACUACCUUUGCCAGCAGCUUCUAGAAAAGUGCAAUAGCGAGGACAAGCUCAGCUUUAUUAAGCAGAUCGAAAAAGACAUGUUCGCAAUCGCCAACGACAUGUUUGGGGUCCAUGUUCUGGUCAAGGCCGUUGGGAUUAAGGAGCUCGAGGUUGCCUCCGUCCAGGUUUGUGCUGACAGCCAGGCUCACAUUGUGGCAGCGAUGGUUUCCUACGGAAUUUACGAAUCCCUGCAGACCGGCGCUCGUAAGGUGUGGCGCCCUUAUCUCAGCAAGUGCCGCGCUGCUGGUGAGACGGAGAUAUUUGAGAAAAUCAAAGGCGAUAUGACGGGGCACUGGGCAGAUCUCGCUGUGUCAAGCCAGCACGGCACGAUCUCUGUGCAGCAGAUGUUCGAGGGCUGCGCCACCCAAGAUAUCCUAGAAGAUCUCUGUCGUGUUGCUACCAACGAAUUUGGACACUAUCUCAUUAAAAGAUUCCUCGGCCUGGAGCCCAUGUUCCAUGCAGCAAUCUUCACGGGCCCGAUGUUCAAUGCUCUUUGCAACGCCAUCUUAACCUCCUAUCCUCCACUCGCCACCAACUACUACGGCGUUAGGUUCGUUGAGACCGUCAUCGACUCAAAUCGGAUCCUACAGCGGCCCAAUGCCAUCAAGUACCUCAACUCUCUCUGUUCUCAGAAGGACGGACGCAUCCCAGCCAUUGUGGAAGUCGCCAACUCCUCCGUUGGUCGCGGUCAUCUUCAGUUUGUUCUCCGCCACAUGCCUAGGCAUGGUGAUGGAGGCCUCAUGGGUCGCGUCCGCAGUACAUGUCGCCAGUUCCAAACAACUUUGCGCAACUCGCAGAGCGGAAAUGAGCUGCUGCGCAGACUCGGUCUCAUCAAUACUCCGUCUCGCCGCUUCUAAUCAGAUACAUACCCAUCAUCACCACUGACUCAUCCAAAUAUCUCAUACACGCUUCGCUCCACCGCCUGACAGGUUUUCCGAUAACCCACGUGUUGUCCUCUUGGUGUCUUGCUCGCGCGCUCGCCCGUGUCACCUUGUACGAGGUUGUAUUGUACAUAAUCGCAGUACAUCAUGUUAACGAAAGAUGGUUCAGUGAGGUUGACAUUUGGAGGAUGGGGAACCUGUCUCGCUCUUGCACGUGGAAG
This is a messenger RNA of Cutaneotrichosporon oleaginosum, 1772 nucleotides long. RefSeq lists its product as uncharacterized. NCBI's taxonomy places the organism in Eukaryota, Fungi, Basidiomycota, Tremellomycetes, Trichosporonales, Trichosporonaceae. The record is from RefSeq and is a predicted model, not a curated record. Gene Ontology annotation, molecular function: mRNA binding. Gene Ontology annotation, cellular component: cytoplasm. Gene Ontology annotation, biological process: post-transcriptional regulation of gene expression.